This is a messenger RNA of Cervus elaphus (red deer), 3546 nucleotides long. Its product is annotated as zinc finger and SCAN domain-containing protein 2-like. Gene Ontology annotation, biological process: regulation of transcription by RNA polymerase II. Bases 547 to 1158 code for a protein of 203 amino acids. Lineage: Eukaryota; Metazoa; Chordata; Mammalia; Artiodactyla; Cervidae. The record is from RefSeq and is a predicted model, not a curated record. The transcript has 2 exons. Gene Ontology annotation, molecular function: RNA polymerase II cis-regulatory region sequence-specific DNA binding; DNA-binding transcription factor activity, RNA polymerase II-specific.
UCGACCCCACCCUCCCCUCCAGAUUGGGGAUGUCUGUCCCUCCCCUCCUCCCUGAGACUCUGGUUGGAGGGAUAAGGUGCACCCGGGUUCAGGACAACUUAUAAGACUGGAAGCCUCUGAGUAUUACUUAUCGGCAUUUAUUCUGUGCCUUGUGUGGUAGGCACAGCGUUUGAUGUGGGUCAUAAAAGGAAGCAGGCCUGUCCUUAAGAUGCCCACAGGUUAGGGAGACAGAAGUGGCAUGAUUGCCCCUGUGUGCUGUGUGAUGCAUGAGGGUCACAGGGUUGGGCCACGUGGCUCAAAAGAGGCUGGAGGGGUCAAGGAAGGCUUCUAGCAGGAGGGGUCAUUUGAGAAAGGCCCCAAGGAGGGGUAGGAUGUAAUUAAGGGGUAGAGAAGAAAGAAGGACAUUCCAGCAGGGGGACACUGGCUCGAACAAGACUGGGGAAUGAUGGGCACUGAGGCUGGGGGCUGGCCAACCCUCGGGUGCCCUCUGACUCCUCUCUCUGUUUCUGCCUCCUCAGGGGCCGGUGAUUGCAGCCGGACGUGCCCAUGACCGAGCUGGCAUCCUCCGGGGGCGGGUCCCCUGCGGGGGACGGGGAGGAGGGCCUGGGGGACGAUCGAGGCCUGGUCAUCCACCACCCGGCGGAGGAGCAGCCGCACCGCUGCCCGCUGUGUGGCCAGACCUUCGCCCAGCAGCCCAGCCUGGUGCGGCACCAGAAGGCGCACGCCGGGGCGGGCCGCGCAGCCGCCUUCGUGUGCCCGGAGUGCGGCAAGGCCUUCAGCGUCAAGCACAACCUAGAGGUCCAUCAGCGCACCCACACGGGCGAGCGGCCCUUCCCCUGCCCCGAGUGCGGGCGCUGCUUCAGCCUCAAGCAGAACCUGCUCACCCACCAGCGCAUCCACAGCGGCGAGAAGCCGCACCAGUGCGCGCAGUGCGGCCGCUGCUUCCGCGAGCCGCGCUUCCUGCUCAACCACCAGCGCACCCACGCGCGCAUGCCCGCGCCGCACCCGCGCCGCCCCGGCGUCUUCGGGGAGCGCAGGCCCUACUUUUGCGCCCGCUGUGGCAAGAGCUUCGCGCGGGAGGGCUCGCUGAAGACCCACCAGCGCAGUCACGGCCACGGGCCCGAGGGCCAGGCGGCCCAUUUAGGCCGCGUGCUCUGAUGCACGCAGAACCUGCCGCCGCCGCCGCCGACUGUUUCCCGCCCCAGAGCCGCAUCUGUGACCCCUGGAGAUGCCGCUGGGCUGGGGCCCCCUCUCUGGAUGGGAUCCUGGGAGACCGUGAGGGCUGGCUUGGGGGGUCUCAAAAGGAGCGGGCCGCUGCUGGGCUUGGGCCGCCUCCUUCCGUUCCUCCUCCAGGACCCUCCGGGUGGCUGCACACGCCUGCUUUGGGCCCCUGUGUUGGUCUUCCUCCACAGGCACACCCAGCUUAGAGCAGGUGAGACCUGGCGCUGGCCAGAGCCCUCUUGGGCUUGUUGGGGGUCACGUGGGGGAGGUGGGGCAGACUGGGCUUCUCGGUGUAGGACUAUUGUCUUACAAGAUCCUCACUCCCUGAAUGCCAGAAUUAAAAGCCGCCCGGAGAGAGGACACUCUCCACAGUCCUCAGACCUCCCCCAGUCCCAAGGUCUCCUGGCACAAGUGCUUCCUCCUUAGUACCUUGGAGAAGUCAUUUCACUUCAAGGCGCAGUUUGCUUCUGUAUAAGUAGGGGCUGAAGAUGAGGGCCUCCUCCUCCCGGGGAUGUUCUGAGGACUCUAAGUUUAGCAGAUAAGAGGGGGUGACAUCAUUAAUUGAGUGCCCCAGUGUGCCAAGCCGUGUGCUGAGUGGGGUCCUUGGGAGGAGCAUAGCCCUGUCCCUGGGGUGCUCAUACAGGGUGAUGCCUGCUACCGUAGGGGACAGACUGAAAGUGUUCUGGAGGGUGGGGAGGUGGCUGGCGACACCCAAGGCAAUUUGAUGGUUUGAGCUGGGUCCUGGGGACUCAUAGGGAACAUAGAACCUUCCAUAGAGUGUGGAAGAUUUCUAAGGUGGGGGUCCGAACUUGGAGGCUUGUAUUUGCUCUAAAAAAGGAUUUGUAGCAAGGGGAGGGGACACCAAAAUGUCUAAUGGAAAGAGCCCAGUGAGCCCGAGUGCAGUUCAAGGACAACUGGAAGCAAGAAGGAGAGAUGGAAGUGGGACCGGGGUCCUGGGGUCAUCCAGGCAAGAGAAUUGAGGUCCCCUGAGAGGCUUGGCCAAAGUCAUGCAGUGAGAAAGGGGCGAGCCAUGACCUGUCCCCCAGGCCUCAGAUUCCAAGCUGAUGCUUGGGCUUCUCUGCCGUGUGGUCGACAAAGAAAGUGAGGCAGCCCCAGGCUGGCCCUGGGUCACACACAGGAGUUAGUGGUGCAGCAAUGCAGGCCUGGACCUCGUUUUGGAUUCUGGACCCUAAGACCCUGUAUCUCUACUGUACCAUCAUUAAGAGAUGCUCCUACAGGUGGGAAAAUGGCGCUUUGAGGAAGCGGGAACCAUGUGGUAGGAGCAUGGGCAGGGGUGUUGGUGGGAGAUAAGGGUGUCUUCAGGGGACGUGGCCUCCUGGGUGGUGGGUUGGGAAGAAAGCAGUUGGGGGCUGGGAGAGGACCUGCCCCCACAGGGCCCUUGCUCCACACCCAGGCUGCUGCUCAGUGCUGGAGACCCGUCUCUGCCCUCCCCCCUUUCCUUAGAGCCAUGUGGCUUCUCGGGGAUCACUUGUCCUCUGCCUGCCACCCAUCGGUGGCUGUUGCAGUGUGGACUGGUGCUUAGUGGUGGAGAUUAAGAGAUUAAGUCGGGACCGGGGACAUCUGGAACCAAGUCACCAAGCACCCCUGAACCCACAAUGUCUCAUUGAUGUGGAGUGGUCAGGAGCUCUGGGCAGUGUGCAGGGCGCCUCUGACACAGAGACUCAGAAUGGGGCCCUGGGCCUGUGCCCCAGCAUGAGGCCAUGUCUCCUAAGAAGACCUACCUCAGGAGGUGAAGGCAGAGGGUCUGAUGGAGCCUGGAAUCAGAGACAGACUCUGUGCCUCGGUGGAAAAACUCCCCUGGCCUGCUGGGAGUCACGGCCGAAGAAGAGGUGGUCCUGGCUGCCCAGCCUCUCCCGUGGUAGCAGCGAUGGUGCCUGUGUGGGGAGCCAACUUCUGUGCUCCCGCCUGGCCCACCAGAGACAGGAAACGUGGAAGCAGACACCCGGCUCCAGAGGCAAGACCACCCCCCAGGGAUGGACACGCCUGCAGGCUUCCCUCUCCUUUCAGGGCAGUCGUUUCUUCACACUUUUGGGCUCACGAAGCCCUCUGACAAGAUGGCAAAGGUUAUGAACCUUCUCCCCAGGAAGACACACAUACUCACGGGGACGCAGAAUGUACGAGGGAUUCCCGGAGCUCUGGGACUCCAGGUCGAGAUCCCCAGGCCCUGGGGCUAGCCUGCUGCUCCUUCCUGAGCUGACACAGAGCCCUGGGUCAGGGUCUUCGUUCGAGUCACAUUUCGUUUUCCCCAUUCCAUACCCAUCGACCUUUCUUCCCUUUUCAGGAAUAAAGAGUUCUGAGGAGGGG